This is a messenger RNA of Drosophila bipectinata, 1578 nucleotides long. Its product is annotated as zinc finger protein 189. Lineage: Eukaryota; Metazoa; Arthropoda; Insecta; Diptera; Drosophilidae. The record is from RefSeq and is a predicted model, not a curated record.
GUCAUCGAUGGUGGCGUAGAUGAUUCUCCACCCCUGCCUUCCGCAGAAACUACGGAAUCUAAUGAGCCAAUCCAUUCGAUACCAUGGACGACCGGCAAAAAUUGAGAUAACACAAGAAGGAUGCUACCCCGAGCCAUCCUCCCUAAGCCAACUGGCCAGGGAAAGAACAGUUCCAAGCCCGGGCCACAGAAGAAGAAGUCCCAACCACGGACAUACAGGUGCGGAGUUUGUUUGGCGGAAUUUUCCCGCCAUUUGGCCACCAAGCGCCACGAACAGCAGUGUGAGGCCAAAUUGAGGAAGCUGCAUGUCUGCCGGCACUGCCUGUCGCUCUAUGGAGACGAGACCCGUUUGGAGCGGCACCGGGAAAGGAAGCAUUCGGACGGGCAGUUCCUUUGCCUGCAGUGCGGUAAGCGAUACUCUUCUGCCACGUUCCUGUACCGGCACGUGGUCUCCUGGCAUGGCAACCAUGCGCUCUUCUACUGCUCCAUGUGUGCCGACAACUGCAACGACGCCAAGACCUUUGGCGGAAUGCGGGAGCUCCAGGAGCACGCCGCCGAAGUCCACCAACUGGGCAGUGCCUCCCUCGACGAGGGCGGCAGCGAAGCGGAUAGUCUGCUGGACGAGACCGAGGACCUCGAGAUGCUCGAGGAGAACAUUGAGGACAUGCUGCCCAACGUAGACUGGGGCGACGACUUCGCCUUCGACUGGCCGAUGGACCUGGACAAGGAGGCCUGCAUCUCAGAUGCCAAGCCCAGCGUGUUUGUGUGCCCCGUCUGCGCCAACGGCUUUUCCGGCAGCCUAAGCCUCGUCAGGCACCUGGAGCGUUCGCACCAGCGCAACCCCCUGGAGUGCUGCUUCUGCGGCCGGACGCACAACACCCGGGAGGCGGUGCGAUCUCAUUUGCAGCGAGUCCACAUCCUGGUGCGCCUGCACGUGUGCGGUGUCUGCCAUGCGGACUUUGCCACCGCCGACCACUUGCGCAAACAUGUCAACAGCCAGCACUUGGACCACCGACCGCAUCAGUGCAUCCUAUGCGGAAAGUGCUUCGCCCAGCGCGGCCAUCUCGUCCAGCACCUGAAGACUGACCGAGACCACUCCCGGAACCAGUUUGUCUGCCAGCUGUGCCAGUGGCCCUUCUUCCGGGCCAUCGAUCUGGAGCGACAUGUCAACGACAAGCAUCCCUAGGAGAUGAGAAUCUUUGUUCUGGACAAGAGUAUUCGCUUAAUUCUUCGAGGUUCUAUAUACAGGUUCUUAUCUAGAAUUAUAGGAUCUCAGGAUUACCAAAAUUAUGUACUCAAGAUCUAUAAUUUAAGUUUAAGGAUAUGUUAAUUAUUUUUUGAAUUAUUAAUCGAUAUAGUCGGCCGAUUCCGGCCGUUCCGACUUAUAUACUGGAGGUACAGAAGGUACUGGAGGUAUACAGGAGGUGAUCCUGAUUAAGAAUAUAUAUACUUUAUAGGGUCGGAGAGGUCUCCUUCACUGCGUUGCACACUUUUGGACAAAAUUAUAAUACCCUCUGCAAGGGUAUAAAAAUUAUCUGAAGGUACACGGUAUUAAUAUACACAUUAAUAAGAAACUGAA